AUGUCGCACCUGACAAACAUUGACUCUCUCUCACUGGUCGCCGCCGACAACUAUUUCAAAGCAAUUCCCGUAGUAGACCGGUGGCUUGUUCAGUACCUACAGAAUAACAAUGCCAGGCUGAAGCGACUAGAGAUUGCCCAUAAGAUGUCAGUGGAGUUGCAAACAGCAAUCAGUAAGCUAGUCAAUCUGGAGCAUCUGUCUUUGCCUCUGGUUGAUAAAGCGUGGGCAUCGGGGCAUGCUCUCCCAACAUCGCUCAACUCUCUCACACUCCAAUGCAUGUAUGGACCAAGAGAUUAUCAAGACAUUCAACUUCCAGAUUUGAUCGACCAUGUGCUCGAUUGUUGCGUCAACAGUCCAAUCACAACACUCGAGUUCCGAUUUCCUCACUCUAGAGCUAGUCACUACGCCCCCUACACUCUUUCGUGGAGUCGUUGCUUUGGCAAGUGGACAUCACUGACCAAGGUGUCGCUCAACUAUCACCCCUUUGAGGCGUAUGGUACUGAAUACGACUUGGGUUGUGCAUUCCUCACAAAAAUACUCGAGUCAAAGAGUCUGAGAGAUCUCGAGUUGUUGCAUCCAUUCUAUGGCAUUGGCGAGAACCUUCGAGAGGUGAUUCGCCAUCUGGAUAGCAACACAACACUGCGCACACUGACGUACUUUUCGAUGUGCAACACCGGCUGA
Messenger RNA from Acytostelium subglobosum LB1, 681 nucleotides. RefSeq lists its product as hypothetical. NCBI's taxonomy places the organism in Eukaryota, Evosea, Eumycetozoa, Acytosteliales, Acytosteliaceae. The record is from RefSeq and is a predicted model, not a curated record. Bases 1 to 681 code for a protein of 226 amino acids. The transcript has 2 exons.